This is a messenger RNA of Mytilus trossulus (common blue mussel), 3343 nucleotides long. RefSeq names its product transmembrane 9 superfamily member 4-like. The coding region runs from base 55 to 1917 and encodes 620 amino acids. The record is from RefSeq and is a predicted model, not a curated record. The transcript has 21 exons. Lineage: Eukaryota; Metazoa; Mollusca; Bivalvia; Mytilida; Mytilidae. Gene Ontology annotation, cellular component: membrane. Gene Ontology annotation, biological process: protein localization to membrane.
UUUUUUAUCAAAAUAAAAGGGAAGUGACGUUCGAUUCCACGUUUAGCAGGCAAAAUGGCGACGAAAAUGACACUACUUCUUGCCGGCGUUGUUAUCAUGGCUACUUACUGUAACGGAUUCUAUGUACCAGGAGUAGCACCAGUAGAGUUUAACAGAGAAGAAGCAGUAGAAGUUAGGGCUGUCAAAAUGACCAGUGUAAAAACACAGCUGCCAUUUGACUACUAUUCAUCACCAUUCUGUGAACCUAUUGGCGGAAAAGACUAUAAAGCUGAAAAUCUAGGUGAAGUACUUAGAGGUGACAGAAUUGUUAAUACUCCAUACAAAAUCCAGAUGGCUACACCAAAAAAAUGUUCUAUUCUCUGUGAUCAGAAAACCUUCUCUGAGAAACAAUCAAAAGAAAUGGCAGAGAGAAUUAAACAUUCUUACUUUGUUCAUUUGAUAGUGGACAAUCUCCCUUGUGCUACAAAGUUUGAAUUAAUGGAGACUGGACAAACACAGUAUGAACAUGGGUAUAGACUGGGAUUUGAAAAAGAUAAUGUGGCUUAUAUAAACAAUCAUCUGAAGUUUGUGUUGAAGUACCACUCAGAUGACCAGUUGACAUACAGAGUUGUAGGAUUUGAAAUUGAAGCAAAGAGUGUUGGUAGCAAAAACUAUGUUAAAGAAGCAGAUAAUAAAUGUACUAUUAAAGAUGCAGCACCACAACCAAUUAAUGAGAAAGGUCCAACUGAGAUAUUGUUUACCUAUGAAGUUGAAUGGCAUCAAAGUGACAUUCGUUGGGCUUCUAGAUGGGAUAUCUACCUGACAAUGAGUGAUGUACAGAUCCAUUGGUUCUCUAUCAUCAAUUCUGUUGUUGUUGUUAUAUUUCUGUCAGGUAUAUUGACUAUGAUCAUGGUGAGAACAUUGAGAAAGGAUAUUGCAAAAUACAACAGAGAAGAUGAUUUGGAAGAAACAUUAGAAGAAACUGGUUGGAAGUUGGUUCAUGGGGAUGUUUUCAGACCACCAAAACACACCAAGCUUUUGUCAUCUCUUAUUGGUGCUGGGGUGCAAAUAUUUUCCAUGGCAGUCAUCACAAUAUUUUUUGCCAUGUUAGGAAUGUUGUCACCAGCAUCAAGAGGAGCCCUGAUGACUGCUGCAAUCUUCUUGUUUGUGUUUAUGGGUGUUUUUGCUGGUUUCUUCUCAGCCAGACUGUAUAAAACAAUGAAAGGAUUACAGUGGAAAAAGUCAGCCAUACAGACUGCCACUUUGUAUCCAGGAAUUAUGUUUGGUGUGACAUUCUUGUUGAACUUUUUCAUCUGGGGAAAACAUUCAUCAGGAGCUCUGCCAUUUACAACCAUGUUAGCUUUGUUGUGUAUGUGGUUUGGUAUUUCUACACCUUUGGUAUUUCUAGGCUACUACUUUGGGUACAGAAAGCAGCCAUAUCAACACCCAGUUAGAACCAAUCAAAUUCCCCGACAGGUACCAGAACAACAAUGGUACAUGAAUCAUUGGAUUGGAGUAUUAAUGUCUGGAAUUUUACCUUUUGGAGCUAUGUUUAUAGAACUUUUCUUCAUCUUCUCAGCCAUCUGGGAGAAUCAGUUUUACUACUUAUUUGGUUUCCUCUUCUUAGUAUUUAUAAUCCUUGUAAUCUCAGUGUCACAGAUUUCCAUUGUAAUGUCAUAUUUCCAGUUGUGUGGAGAGGACUACCAUUGGUGGUGGAGAUCCUUUAUUGUGUCCGGUGGUUCAGCUAUUUAUGUAUUAGCAUACUCUGUAUUUUAUUUCUAUACAAAGUUAGAGAUUACAGAAUUCAUACCAACAUUACUGUACUUUGGCUACACAUUUUUGAUGGUUGUAACUUUCUGGAUCUUAACUGGAACAAUAGGAUUCUAUGCUGCAUAUUUCUUCAUUAGGAAAAUCUAUGGUGCAAUUAAAAUAGAUUAAUGUUUGGAAUGUAUUAGUAUUCUAUGUGGGAGUUUUAUAAAGACAAUAAAAGAAUUCAGAUAUACCAUGGACAAUGUGUUGAGAAGAAAGAACUGGUUACCAGUCUAAAGUAUUCUUGAACAAAGACUGAGAUAUGUAAGAAGUUGUGGUUAUAAUCUUCAACAUAGAAACUGCUUGGUAUUACAAAAGAUAUUGUAUAUGUUGUAUUGCAUAUACAGUUAAAGCCUUUUUCUAGGAGGAGAAUGAUACUUGGGUUAUUGUGAACUGUAUUGUGUACAUUUAUAUUAAUUUAGUUUUCAUUGUCACAUUCAUUUGUAAUUUAACUUAAUUUUUAGAUAUUUUGAUAUGAAUCUAGAUGCAUUAACAUUAAAAAAAUCAUGUCAACUAUACAAAAUAAUUGAAUAUGGAUCUAAAGCAGAUUUAAAAUUAUUGAGUUGAGUAAAAGUUAUAUUUGGUCCAGUUACUUGCAUAUGGAUUCUAUUAUGUUCCUGGUAAUUUUUUUUAAGAACUGAUCUGAUUACAUAUUUUCAGAUGUCAACACUAUUGUAUAAAAUAAAUGACUGGGUAAUAUAUUUGUUUAUAAACAAAUAUCUGUGAUAAUCAUGAAACAAUAUUAAACACGUGAAAUCAAAGUUAAACACAUGUGCUAAUGAACUGGUGAGGAUGAAUUUUCUGUUAAAAGAAACAUCUUUCUCUUUUUUAUAGCAAUACUAAAUUGUUUGUAUGAUUUGGUAGGAAUUGCAUACUUCAUAUUACAUGUUUUACUAAACUUUUAAACCAGAUUUAUUGUUUGUCUAUAAAUUGUCUUUUUGAAUUGCUGAACUAGAAAAUUGUUUUUAUGAAGUCAUGUUUUCUUGAUCCCUUUCAAUGUCUAAACUACUGAACUGGUUUUGUAUGUUUUUCAUUCAAGGAGUGUAUAUUUGUAAUAUUCUGGUGUUUGAAUUUGGCCAUGUUGUUUUUAAAAGAUACAUGCAUGUGAAUCCAUAUUCACAGUGAGACUUUUCUUGGCCAAACCUUGCAUGUACUGGAUUUAUUUCUACUCUGUAACUCUUGUCCAAGAGCAUACAGUGGAUAUCAUCUUGUAAUGUGAAAACUGAACACCUGUCUUAUCAGAACAAAGUUUUGGUUACAAGGGUGUUAAGACUGGUUUGUCUGUGAAUAUGGUUUUUAAUAUUGAAAUGUAUGCUGCCAACACUUGUAUGCUUGAUUAGAACCUUAUUUUAGAAAUUGCUAGUUCCCAACAAACUUGCUUGUAUGGUAUUUGACUUUUGUCCGUGUGAAAUCCAUUUAAUAUCGCUAACAUUUCAUGCCUUUAGUUUUUUAAAGUAGUUUAUAGAGUAAUUACAAUCAUCCAUCAUCUAAGAUAUUGGUUUGAAGGUGGAAAUUAUUGUUUGUAAACGUGGGUAUUACUAAUAUAUUUAUCAUA